UGUUAGCUGUUUAGCUAGCUGUGUAGUAGCUGUGCGUACAACACUGUUUCAUUUGAAUACAUCUAAAUAAUGCUUGGAUUAUAAACCUUAAGGGGUUAUAUUUACACCAUUAUCAUAAACAAUGCCCAAUUUCUGCGCGGCUCCAAACUGCACCCGGAAAAGCACGCAGUCUGAUCUGGCUUUCUUCAGGUUUCCAAGAGACCCUGAGAGAUGUAGGCUUUGGGUGGAGAAUUGUCGCCGUGCAGAUCUUGAAGAGAAGACUCCUGAUCAGCUCAAUAAACAUUACAGACUAUGUGCAAAGCACUUCGAACCAGCGAUGAUUUGUAAAACGAGCCCUUAUAGGACGGUGCUGAGAGAUACUGCUAUACCUACCAUUUUUGAUUUAACCAGCCACCUCAGUAAUCCACACAGCAGACAUCGGAAACGCAUCAAAAUUUUGACAGAUGAAGAGGUACAAAAAAUCAAAGAGCGAAGAUUGGAGUCUUCAUUAGAGCACAUGCUCUCAAAAAAGGAUAAAGGUGCUGGCGAGGAUGAGACAGAGGCUGAUGAUGUACCCCAGCUGACUGCUCAUCAAAAAGAACUAAGAGAGUUCUUAAGGUCUUUACUUGAGGUGAUUGUUUUAAUAGGAAAACAAAACAUCCAAUUGAGUUACCAAUCAAAAGAAGAGCCGUUUAUCAGGAGCACAUUUCAGGCUUUGCUGGAAAACCGCAUUAAUGCUGGUGAUGAUGUUCUCAGAGCACGGUUUGAAGGAGCAGCUGUUAAUGAGGAAUUUUGGCCCAAAGUACAGCAAAAGCAACUUAUGGAUGUUUGCGAGAAAUGCGUCCGAGACGAGCUUCUGCAGGAAGUCAGGGAAAGCCGUUUCUUUUCACUAGUGACCGGGGAGCUGGUUGAAUUUCCAGAAGGUCAGCACAUCCCAGUUUUCCUGCGUUUUGUGGACCAAAGCAACACUCUCAGGGAGGAGUUUGUAGAGUUUCUCUUAUUUGAAGGAGAGGAGCAACCUAUGGCGGACAAAUUGGAGUCUCACAUCAUAAAGGAAUGGGAUCUGAGCAUGGAACACUGCAGAGGUCAGGCACAUGCAGGUUCUGGUGUCUUUGGCAGUAAGAUGAAAACUGUAGCCAACCAGCUGAUGGAGAAGUACCCAAUGGCCAUGAACACACCAUGUGCAACUUAUGCACUUAAUGUUCACCUAGCUAACAGUAUUCCACUAACUGGUGUUCAAGUUGUAAUGUCGGUUCUUAAAAAGACAGAUGCCUUCUUUAAGGCUUCUCCACUUCUGCAGGUUGAACUAGACAGCGCAAUCACCAUUCUCUCUCAGGGCAAUGUAGAGAAAGGAGAAGAUCUCAAGGAGAACUGUCGUGCCAACUGGACAGAGCUGCAUAAUGUGUUUGAGAUGGCUGUCGAUUUGUUAGAGCCGCUACUGCUCUGCAUGGACAGCAUACAUGACAACGAAGACUGGAAAUGGAACGACCAGUUCACCAGCGAUGCUUAUGCCAUCUCUGAGGCUUUGGCAGACUUCGAGUUUGUGGUUACCCUGGUUGUGAUGAAGAACGCGCUCUCGUUUACAAGAGCUUUUGGUAAAAACUUGCAAGGAGAGACUCUUGAUGUGUAUUUUGCAGCCAGCAGUCUUACAGCUGUUUUGCAUUCUUUGCAUGAGGUUCUUGACAACAUUGAAGUUUAUCAUGAGUUCUGGUUCGAGGAAGCUGUAAAUCUGGCCACAGCCAUGGAGAUCCCAGUAAAAGUGCCCAGAUUGUUUCUCAGAAAGCAACGAGCAAUUGAACAAGUUGAAAUACAGGCCGAGUCCUUUUACAAAGAAUAUCUAACACUUCCGGUCAUGGAGCACAUCACUCAGGAAGUAAAGGACAUGUUCUCAGAUAACCUUAUCAGGGCUCUUAAGUGCCUGUCUCUUGUUCCAGCAGUCAUGGGCCAGAUGAAAUUUAACACCUCGGAAGAAGCCCAUGCAGACAUAUUCAGAAGCGAUCUCCCUCAGCCGGACACACUGCCUGCAGAGCUUCACUGCUGGAGGAUCAAAUGGAAACACAGGGGAAAGGAAGUCAACCUGCCGUGCACCAUUCAUGAAACGCUGCAGCACUCGGAUGUCAAGUUCUUCCCAAAUGUCAACGCGUUCCUGAGGAUUUUGGCAUCCUUACCUGUAUUAACGUUAGGGGGUCAGGGAGGCACCGGACAGAACCGCCUACAGGCUUACCUUUCAGACACGCCAGUGAGGCACAGGUCGAAGAGUUUAGCUGUGCUGAAUAUUAAUUACCAUGUUAAAACAGAUCUAGAUGAAAUGGUUGAAUGUUAUAUAAAAAGUUACCCAGGAGAAGAGAGUGUUUAAAUGCCUUUUCAGAGACUCAACAGUGGAAAUCAUCUCUGAAACACGCUGUGCUUAUGAGCAUAGGGUGGAUUAAAUUAUUUAUAUUUUUAUAAAUAGUGUAUUUAAUUUUUAUAUUUUGCAGGAUUGUAUUAUUUUUCUGUGUCCAGUAGUCAUUAAAAUGUUAAAAUGUAUUUCUAUUGUUUUAUAUACUUUAUCAGCCUAAAUGUGAUUAAUCAAAUUCAUAAUAAAUCGGUGUGUAUAAUUUCCACCUGUGUAAAACUGGACUAACAUGUGGAAGUGGAAAAGGGUAAACAGUCUAAAAAAUCAUAAAACAUAUUGCAUUGUUUUUAAUUCUCUACUUUAUUUACAAAAUGAAAUAAAUGAAUUGGUUUUAAUAUAAAA
This is a messenger RNA of Clarias gariepinus (North African catfish), 2716 nucleotides long. RefSeq names its product THAP domain containing 12b (gene thap12b). The transcript is spliced from 5 exons. The record is from RefSeq and is a predicted model, not a curated record. Bases 122 to 2335 code for a protein of 737 amino acids. Lineage: Eukaryota; Metazoa; Chordata; Actinopteri; Siluriformes; Clariidae.